UACGAAGUAUCUGCGCCGUUCACCAAACCAAAGUUGUUCAACACCCGAAAGAAGCUGACUAAAAUGGCUCAAAACGACGAACCGCUCCUGAUUGCACCCGAAGUGGACGAAAACCUCAGCCCGGAAGAGCGGCUCAAGCUGGAUAAAACCCUAGAGAAGGAAAUCACACGCACUCAGCGCAAAUAUUUGAAGCUUGCCGACACCGUUCCAGCCUUGAAAGAUGUCCAGAUUAUGCGCCGAUUGGAGAAGAAGCUCAAACAUUUACAGCGGGAAAAUGGUGCAAUUGAAACGCGACUGCAAGUGGCCUAUGCUCCGUGUCAUGUCAAACGGUACGAUCAACAGAUAAAGCAGGUGGAAGAUGACGUUCGCGUCAUGGAGGAGCUGGAUUUGAGAAUAGAUGCAAUCCUGACGGAGAUACGCCAUUUGCAAUCGCAAAUGAAGCGGCUCGAUAGGGAGCGUAAAGAAUUACAGAAGAUAUCUCAGUCGGACUAUUUCUACUAUACGCGUGUAGCGAAAGCAAAACAGCGGCUGGCUACCUUGGAGAAUCGUCUCUAUACGAUGAAAAAGAAAGAGGCGACGCAAAUUGCUACCAAUCGGAAGUUGAGGAAAACAAUCGAGGAUAUGUUGGGUGCCAGGAGACUGUUUCACAAGCACUGGAGAGCCAUGAUCGAUCACCUGAGCUACGAUAAGAAAUUUUUGAUCGAUAUGAUUGAGCGGACCAUUUUGGCGUUCAAUCAGGGCGAGGAGUUGUGUCACAAAAUUGAUGCGUUGAGAAGUCACGCUGCGAGGGAAGACAAAGCCCAACGACAGGAAAUGUUGGAACUGCAGAGAAAACUCAACAACGAUUGGAAAAAUCAUGAGUUUCUGAGGGUUAAAGGUUUUCAUCGAGAUAUGGCUGACUUGGAUCCAAGAGAAAUUCGACGCAGGAAUAAGCUGAAGGCAGAGUACAGCCGGAAGUUGGAGCUUUAUAAUCGAAUUAUUGAGAAAACGAAAGCUUUUUGCGGAAUAGAGGACUUAUCGGAGCUAAUUGAAAAGUAUCAAAAACAGGAAGAUUCGUUUUUCGCCUAUUUCAAUUAUCUGAAUGAACUAAAUUAUCAAUUCGAGCAACUGAACUGUGCGCUGGCGCAACUAACCGCUGGCGUUGAUGAUCUAGAAGAGGACAAAUUGUUGCGACAAGAGCAAUACGAAAAGAACAUCAAGGAGCUUCACGAACAGCUAUUGGAUGAGACGAAGAAGACCCAUCUGAUGCAAAAAUCUUUGGACGCGAAGAAGUCACUGCUCCAGUCUUACAUGGAAGAGAUUGAUGAAAUACUGCAAACAGUUGGAUAUGACCGAUCCGAUGUAUUGAAUCUCCUAGGCGACUACCGAAAAGUGACCAAACACAAUGUCAAGCGUUUUAUGGCUGCUCUCGAAGAUAGACUGAAUACAAUCCUAGCAACAGUCUACGUCAGUCCUGAAACGCGUGACAAUCCACUGGUUAAACGUCCAAUCACCGCAGAACCGCAGGAGAUCGUCGGUAUCGAACAGAUCGUAACAACUCAGCAGUGCGCCGAAUGCGCUGAAGGACAAGACGUGAACAAGUAUGAUGAGGAAAUUGUGUUGCCGAGGGAGAAACAUGAGAUCAAGGAAGGCGUUCGGAAGAAGGUCCAAGCACCGGAAAUGCAGUACAGAUUGCACAAUCUGAGCAAGUGUAAAUUGCCGCGAUCGAGAAUUCUGGUGAACAAAAGAUAUCAGUGA
Toxorhynchites rutilus septentrionalis is the source of this 1737-nucleotide messenger RNA. RefSeq lists its product as uncharacterized. The record is from RefSeq and is a predicted model, not a curated record. NCBI's taxonomy places the organism in Eukaryota, Metazoa, Arthropoda, Insecta, Diptera, Culicidae. The transcript has a single exon. The coding region runs from base 64 to 1737 and encodes 557 amino acids.